AGGAUCUGUCAGUCAAUGGCCAAUCCCAGAUUGAAGCAGUUCACCUGGAGCAGCGCAUAGAUCGACGAGGCCGGGUUUCGGUGCAGUACUCACCUUACAAUUCACAGUAUACCCAAGGCCAACAGUUCAACGUUCUGGCCAUGAGGACAAGGAUUUUCAUCAUCACUCUCCUGUAUCUGAUGGUGGUGGGUGUUUGCGCCUUGGAAGUCAGCAUUGCACAGGAUGAGUACGAGUAUGCCAGAGGUGACAACGUAACGCUGCCAUGCACAUUCCAAUCCACAUUCACCAAGCCACCACUGGUGGUCGUCACCUGGUCUGUGGAAGGAUUAGAAGCUAAUGCUGAUGAGAAAAUGGUCGCCACUUAUUACUCUGCUGGUGCGUUGACGGACAUCAAAGAAGCCUACAAAAAGCGCGUUUCAAUGGACGUAAACCUGGCUACGGGAAAGGCCGACCUGCGAAUUUCCUCAAUCACACUUGCGGAAAAUAAAGAAUUUGAGUGCCGUGUCCAGAUCCCGGGCGACACGGAAGGCACACUUUUCGACAGUACUCGCUUGGUGGUUCUAGUGGCUCCAUCUACGCCCAUAUGUCAGAUCCAGGGGAAAGCACAAUACGGCCAGAACAUCAACCUGACCUGUCACUCAGAAGAGGGCUCACCACCACCCACCUAUGAGUGGAACAGUAUUAAUGCACGUAAUGUUCCUCAUAUGAAAGACCCGAGGACUACCAGCAAGGGUGGCAUCAUGUCUCUAUUCAACAUCACCAAAGAGACAUCAGGAUACUACACCUGCAUCUCCAGCAACAAGAUCCGCUCUGCCAGCUGCAACCUCACCCUCACAGUCAUGCCACCGUCCAUGAACGUCGGCACCACAGCAGGAAUAAUCGCAGGAGUUGUCGCCGCGCUGAUCAUCCUGGUUGUCGUCAUCUACUUUUGCUGCUGUCGCAAGAAGAAAGAAGAAGAGGAUUAUGAGAUGGGAGUUCAAGAGGAAGCGCGUCCCGACAAAGUGCCUGACAGGAACGGAGCUGAGAGGUCAGUCGAUAGACACAUUGAUGACGAAGACGAGUCCAGCGUGAGGGCGCCUCUUCAGGAGGGGAACCAAGGACGACGCGAACGUGACCAGAGCCCACGCAGGGAUCCCGACGAUCGGCGUAGCGACUACAACGAUCGUCCCAGGGAUUACGACGAUCGCCGCAGCGACGACAACGAUCAUCGCAGGGAUUACGACGAUCGCCGUAGCGAAUACAGUGACCGUCGCAGCGAUUACACCGAUCGGCGCAGCAAUUACACCGACAAGAACGAGGACCACCGUGGGCGCUACGCCGAUGAUGACCGCUACGCCGAUGAUGACCGCUACGUCGAUCGUACAGAUCCCCGCGAUAAGUACGAUGAUCGCUACGACGAUGAGAGAAACAGAGAUCGCCGCUACCGUGAUGACGACCGCUACGAUGAACCUUACGAUGCUCGGGACAGAAGAGACGAAUAAAUCUGACGGGUUCACUGAUAAUCUUUAUUGUAGGAACUGAUUAUGGAUGAGCUCAAAAGGAGGGGGCACUGUCAUUUUUAUCGCCCACUUUCCUGGGCCACGUAAAAUAUCGACAACUAGAAAUAACUCAUGACAUCCAACUUGUAACAUUCAUUCUUUGCAACUACUCAAGUUAGGGUGGAAAGUUGUGCAGUUCUAUGAAAAUUUCAAUGGGAAUUUGAGAUGGGGGAUUUUGGAAAUGAGCCCUGUUGUGAACGAGAAUCUGCAAGUAAUUGAUGGCCUAAGCAAUGUUUUUUGUAUAGAUGCAACUCAACUCACUUCAACAUACGGUACUACUUCGUUGACACCAAGUUGCCACAAGAUGGAGGCAAAUUACUCUUUGUUCAAUGCAAACAUUUCAAUUAAUUGGAUUUGAGGGAUUUACUGGUAAUCUUGGUGUCAAGGAACUAUGAAGAGUUCAGAAUGCUUUGCGGCAGUCUUGCUUCAUUUUAGUGUCAAGGAACUGCCCCUUUUUCCUUUAAGUGUAGCUCUGUGUGGUCUACCUCUACUUCUUGUAAAUUCUCUUGUCUAUGGCUUUCUCUUUCAUUUCCAUCCUUUUAUAGAGUGCUUUUCCUCAUAGGUUCACGGGUGCACUUAAUAUUGCAUAUGGAAGCUUUUGGGUAGUUAAAUCAAAUCGUAGCUGAAAAACAUUGAACAAAACGUAUUAAAUAUGUAACAUACCUUAAUAACCUCUCUGGGUUAUUUGACUUAAUUUAAUUUUUAUUUUACUGUAUUGCGAUAAUUGCUCCUUGCCAAACUUUGUCUGUUGGCCUAUGUUUUUAUGAAAAUAAACGUUUUAUAGUUCA
Messenger RNA from Syngnathus acus (greater pipefish), 2326 nucleotides. It is a transcript of the gene gpa33a, whose product is annotated as glycoprotein A33 (transmembrane), paralog a. The record is from RefSeq and is a predicted model, not a curated record. Bases 141 to 1481 code for a protein of 446 amino acids. Lineage: Eukaryota; Metazoa; Chordata; Actinopteri; Syngnathiformes; Syngnathidae. Gene Ontology annotation, cellular component: plasma membrane. The transcript has 7 exons.